UAUAAGAAUUGAUUUACGUGAGCUGGCGGAAUAAAUUCAUUUCGGAGUUGUAAUUGCAGUCAGUACCCACCUGUCUCUCCAGCAGUCAGUACCCACCUGUCACCUGUCACCCACCCACGCCUUCAUGGAGUUCAUUGCCCCCACGGUCAGGUGGUUGUUUUUCUGUGACGAUGACGACGAUUGUUCUGAGAGUGGUCAGUGCACCUGCUCGCCGCCCAGCUGCCCGUCCGACAGGUGGCGCCUGCUGCUGUGGUUCACGCUGCACACGCUGGUCUGGUGCACGGCUGACCACACCUGGACCAACGUGGCUGUGGCCUUCACCUGUCUAGCCGUGCUGGGCCUGACCGUCACGUCUAAGAUCACCACCCUCAACAACCUGAGAACCGUCGUCAUCGGUUACGUCACCCUACUCGCCACCAACAUCGCCAUCAGCGCGCUGAUCCUCAUGACGUCACGACACACCUACCUGACCUACGAAUACCUGGCCAAGAAAGUUAUCCUCAGGGAGAGUGAGAUGUUGAGACGCUGGUGUCCACAGACCUGUAUAACUGUCGGCAGUAUCACGGGAGUCACGUGCCUCAUGCGGGGGCUUCACAGACAGUUCUUUUAAAGCUCGGAUCUCGUGCAUGUGUGUACACGUGGCUGUGUACACGUGGCUGUGUACACGUGGCUGUGUACACGUGGCUGUGUACACGUGACCUACGCCCUCACACUUUUGACCUUACACGGCUGACCAACACCCCCCACACG
Physella acuta is the source of this 750-nucleotide messenger RNA. RefSeq lists its product as uncharacterized. Lineage: Eukaryota; Metazoa; Mollusca; Gastropoda; Physidae. The record is from RefSeq and is a predicted model, not a curated record.